AUGAAGAGAGAAGGGUUGACUUUUGUAACUAUACGUCACUGGCUUUUAAAUUAUUUCGCUUAUGAUUUUAUUCCAUGUCGUGAUCUACGAACCACACUGACCAAAUAUCUAAAUAACCUUCCUUCACAUCAAUUGGUAAAAUAUUCGCCACGUGAUCAAAGGAUAGUACAGGGAUUAAAGAGGGUUAUAAGGAGGUUAAAGAAAGUAUAUUAUCGGAAGAGUGAUAUGAGCUCUGUGAAAAAAAAUGAUGAUAUAUUUAGCAUUGGCUCGAAAAAAUUGGGUGGAAAGAACAAUGAGAAAUUGACCGAACCACAGAAAGAUCUUGACGUGGACAAAAUAAUGGUCGACAGUGGGGGUGGUAGUGGUGUAGGUACAUCAUUAAUAGAAGAAUCGGCGAAUAUUGCUGUCUCAUAUGACAGCAGUAAUUAUUACACAGUAACUCAAAAACAAUCAAAUAUAUUAAGACAUCAGUCAUCGUCUUCAUCUUUGGACUCAACAAUUACUCCAGGAACAACCGAUUCCGAAUCGGAAGCAAUUGAAUAUUAUACGCCUAAUAUUAGUGGUGUAUCUCGUAAAGAAACUCAUCGGAACAUUAUAUACUCUAGUAGUAGUAAUUCACAUACUAGCGAUGAAGAUUUAUCUUCUAAAGCCACACAUGACCAAAUUGAUGAGUUAUACGGUCAAAAAUGGUCAAAGAAUUUACCAACUAGUUCUAGUGAAUUAGGGGAUGACAUUUAUACGGACAAUAAUGUUUAUGAAUAUGAGGAUGAUGGUGCUGGCGUGAGCAGCAGAAAAGCACCACGUGCAUCUAUGCCAGAACGGUUGGCAGUUCCAAUAGAUCUAUUACGACAUUCAGAAAGAAAAGCAGAUAAAUGGAAGAAAAGAAGUAAUUCAAUGGGUGACUUAUCACAAAGAAGAUUAGAUAUAUUUAAUCAAUUAGGAAGUGAAAUAAAUGAGAAUGAAAAUCCGUUAUCUGAAGAAGAACCUCCACCACUUCCACCACGACGCAGAAGGCAUACACUUGAUGUUUCAUCUGCAUCACCUUCAUUUUUUAAAAGUGGAUUUUUAAAAAACAACUUUCCUUUGAAGAAACCUAAAAAGGCUACCACGCAAGAAAAAAUCGUGGAUUAUUCGCUACCUAGUUCUCGUGGAAUAACAAGAAGAAAUUCGUCACCUGCAUUCAUUGGUUCAAAUUCUUCAAGAACUGGAAAUCAACCACCAGUUCAAGAACAAAGUUGGCGUCGCCCUGCCGCACGUCCUUCAUGGCCUCGAAAGAUGUCAAUCACAGUAGGGAAAUUCGCAAAAGGAUUAUUUAAUGGUGAGAAAAAUAAAGGUGCUACUCAGUCAGGAACAUCGACAAAGUGUGGUGGUAUUCAAGGUGAUUUUCGGACAAUGAGAUUCGGUAGGCUUAGUAUGCUAUGUGCAACAUCUUCUGGUUCAGCCAGCACCGAAGAGAUUGACUCCGACCUAUCUUGGGGAGAUGGCACUAGCCCAAAACUUUUUAAUGGAGAUGAAUAUCAUAUUCAUCUCGAUGGAUUUUCUUACGUUGAUGAGUCUGUCGAAGAAGAAUAUUACGACACGUCUCAUCCAGAAGAAUCUGAGAUAACAGAGCAACAAUUUGAACAGUGGUAUGAUGAACAGCAAAGUACACACGAUGACACUAAUUUUGAGAGUUUAACAUCAUCACCAAUUGAUUCGCACCCUCCCACAUUUUCCACCCUUUCCCAAGAUAAGCAAAGCGACGAUGAUGAUAUACAGGAUUAUGAAGAGCCAAGAGACAAUCGUCAAUUAGUCCGUGCUACUCGUAGAAAGGCAAAAGUUUGGAAUUUAGUUCCGGUGAUUGAAGUUGAAGAUGAUGUAGAUCAACCCACUCAAUCAUCAGAGACGGACACUUAUUUUGUGUCACAAAGUUCGUCAAAUGGAUCACAAAAAGAUGAUGAACAACAACCAACUCGCAAACAAAGCUAUCUUGCAAGUGUUUCGGAAGUUGAGGAAGGUGUCGACACAGAUCCAAACUUUUCUCCUCAGCAAUCUUUUGAACAAGAAUAUGAUGAUUUAUAUGAAGAAGAAGAAUCAGGUGACCACCAUAAUAUUCGUACUCUUCGUCGACUUCCAAAAGUACCUGAUUUACGUUCAGUUACCAACCUCAAAGAUUUAGAUGAAAAGUCCGGCAAGCGUGUCUCCUGGGGAACGUUUUCUUCUUAUGGAGUUGAAGGCGGUGGCGCAACAGCAGACUCUGCACCUGAUUCCAUGAUGUCACUUUCUCGAUCAACAUCAAAAACGGCACCAACGUCAAGACGUAGAGGGCCUGCUAAGAAUGGAUCUCAAGAAAGUGGGGCUCGUCAACGGACUAGGCACACCACCUCUAAACCACCUAAAAAUUCUUCAGAAGCAAUGGCUCUUGAAAAAGGCACUAAUAACAAUAGAGGUAGUAAUAUUUCACGUUCUAAAAGACCAAAACAUACACCAAUUCACACAACCACUGAACCGAGUGUUAGUCAAGGACCAAAUCCAAGUUCCCGACAACACCCAUAUAAAUCUUUCAUACUGUCGUAUAGAUCAGAAGCAAUUGCGAAACAGUUUUGUUUAAUUGAAAGAGAUCUUCUUAUGCAAGUCCAGUGGGAAGAGUUGGUUCAAGUUAGCUGGACUAAUGGCAAUAAAAACAAAAACAAUAAUAAUGACGUUGAGAAAGAUUCCAAUAUUCAAGACAUUCGAAAAGAGGCCAAAAAAGAUGUUAAAGGAAAAAGAAAAGAAGUUGAAUCUGAAAUUGAUGAAGAGAAGAUUAAAGUCAAACCAAUAAAAGAUGGGGGAGUAGACAAGGUCAUUGAAAGAUUUAAUCAAACAAUUGAUUGGGUUGCUACCGAAAUUAUGCUCACACACUCUUUAGAAGAUCGAGUGAGAGUGAUUGAAAAGUUUAUACGAAUUGCGCAGGUUGUAGUCGAAAUAGAAAAUGUGGAAUCAU
Molecule: messenger RNA, 2962 nt
Organism: Ambispora leptoticha
Lineage: Eukaryota; Fungi; Glomeromycota; Glomeromycetes; Archaeosporales; Ambisporaceae
Source: the annotation of a GenBank genome assembly